AUGGGUUCCGGAUGUUGCUCUGACGGUCCUGUCAAGGACCAGCAGUGCGACGGCCCUUCUACUGAAGUUCAACAUGGUCACGAUCAUGUGCAUGAUCAAGGCCACGAACGCGAAUUCCACUGCUCCAGCAAUGCAGACUGCGACAGUGCUGAAGAUGUGACCUGUUUCGAGGAGGAUUGCGAUGCCAAGACGUAUUGCGAUUCCGAGGAUGACUCGUCAUGUCGUUCCAAAAAGCUCGAGUGCUGCACCUCGAAGGAAGAGCACUGCGAUGAGAAAUGCAUCAUUGCCGCUGCCGCCGUCGAGUGCGAGAAAGCUUGUGACGAUGAUACUGCCCAUGACGGUGCGCCCGAUCACAAGCACACACACGAUAAGGAUGGCCAUCACCUGGCUUCAGCUUGUAGCACUCACCUCACCAAGGCAUUCGAGCAGUACAGCGCCUAUCUCGAGACGGCCCGUUGCAUCUGCCGCAACAUUCUUGAGCGCGGCUUGCCCGCCACUUGUUGUAGUGAUCAACAGGCUGCUGCCGCCGCCACUGCCGCUGCCGCUCCCGCCUUGGCUUCUACCGCUGCGAAGAGGGGCCGCGACAACACCGAGGCACGGGCGACGGCCCAUACUCACGGCCAGCAUAAGCAUCAUCAUCACCAUAAUAUCAAACGACGUGGCAAGAAGUCUGCACACGACCAUGAUAUGGAUAUAAAGCCUGUCCGCGACGACGAGUCCGACUGUUGUGGUGGCCACGAUGAUCAUCAUCACCACCGCCCUGCUCUCGGAAAGGAGCAACCCAUCCUCUUCCUUGACGGUGAAAAGGAUAUCGAGAGGGAUGCUGGGUUGGAGCACGUUGCUCUCGUUGUCGAUGGCAUGACCUGCUCUGGAUGCGGCAACAAGCUCGAGCGUACCCUCAAGGCCGUUCCUGGCGUGUCUGGUGUACGUGUUAACUUCGUCAUGGGCAAUGCCGAGUUCAAACUUGACGGCACUGCGGGCAAAGUCGAGGAAGUCAUUCGUAAUGCUGAGCGAGCCACCGGUUUCCAUUGUACCCGAAUGUCCAGCGAUGACCAGACGCUCGAUAUACUCGCUUCAGGCGCGGCCGCAAAGGCAAUGGUCGACCUGGCGAUUCUCGGUGUCAGUGAUAUCAACGUGAUGGAUCCCAAGGUUGUCCGAGUCACUUAUGAUCCGGCUGUCAUCGGUGCUCGUACCCUUUUUGAAAGAAUCGGUUCACUCUCGACCGGGCUGGCACCUCCUCGCGACGACCCUUCGGUUGCAAGUGGAAGAAAGAGGAUGUAUGAUCAGCUGGUAAAGACUGCCGUGGCCGCAGUUCUAACCAUACCCGUCGCUGUUCUUGCUUGGGGUGACACCCUUGUCAGCAAGAAAACGCGUUCCAUUGUUUCGAUUGUGCUGGCAACUCUCGUCCAGCUCAUCGCCGUGCCGGAAUUCUACAAGCCAGCCACCUCAUCCCUGAUCUACAGCCGCACCAUUGAAAUGGAUAUGCUGGUCGUCAUCAGCAUAACCGCUGCCUACGUCUACUCGGUUGUGGCUUUUGGCUUACGCCUAGCCAGCCCGGAUGUCGACGUCAAGGAAUUCUUCGAGACCAGCACUCUGCUCAUUACUCUGGUCUUGCUUGGUCGCUUUGUCGCUGCCUAUGCACGCAUUCGUGCUGUUGCUGCUGUAUCGCUUCGCUCCCUCCAAGCCUCUACCGCUGUGGUCGUGGAAGGCGGGAAGGAUGUUGAGAUUGACGCUCGCCUCCUCCAGUACGGUGACAAGUUCAAGGUCCUCCCGCACUCGACUGUACCCACUGAUGGCCUCGUGGUCAACGGUUCCAGCGAAGUGGACGAAUCCAUGCUGACCGGAGAAAGUGUGCCUGUUUUCAAGAAACAGCGCGACACUGUAAUUGCUGGCACCGUCAAUGGGUCCGGCACGCUCACGGCACAGCUCACACGUCUUCCUGGCAAGAACACCGUCACCGACAUCGCCGAACUCGUCGAAGAAGCAGCCAAUUCGAAGCCCAGAAUCCAGAACAUUGCCGACCGUGUGGCCAGUUGGUUUGUUCCUGUCGUUGCCACGGUUGCUGUCAUUGUCACAAUUGCAUGGGUAGUUGUGGGUUUGAAAGUUGACAAGGUUUCAACCGGUAAAGCGAUAUCUGAGGCCAUCACCUAUGCCGUCGCCGUUCUCGCCGUAUCGUGCCCCUGUGCUCUUGGUCUCGCCGUACCUAUGGUGCUAGUUGUUGCAGGUGGUAUUGCCGCCAAGGGUGGUGUCAUUAUCAAGUCGGCGGAGUGCACUGAACGGGCUCGCAUGGUGACUGACAUUGUCUUUGACAAGACUGGCACCAUCACCGAAGGGGACCUGGAUGUUGUCGAAGAAGAAAUUCUCACCUCCGAUCCUGACGAAGUUCGAGCCAUUACCAAGGCCCUUGUGGCAGGCAACAAGCAUCCCGUUUCCGUGGCGGUCGCAAAGCACCUCGCUCAGCGAGCAAUCCCCGAAAUCAAACUCGAGGAUCCCCAUGUUAUUCCGGGUGCUGGCGUGGAAGCAACUUUCAACGGUCGCGCCGUGUGCGCUGGAAACCCAAAGUGGACUGGAGUUGACUCCCUACCUUCUGUCAUACUGCUUCAGGAUGCUGGCAUGACUCUCCUGGUUGUUACGCGGGACUCGUCUCCCAUUGCCAUCUUCGGUUUGCGCACCCAUCUCCGCACAGAAGCAGCCAAUGUCAUUGAUCAACUCAGCCGCCGUGGAAUCGCCGUCCACCUCGUUUCCGGGGACCAAACACGCGCUGUCGAGUCGGUUGCUGCACAGGUCGGCAUUCCUAACGUCGCUGCCCAAAGAACCCCGGCCCAGAAGCGGGAUUAUGUUGCUUCGCUCAUGUCCGAUGGCAAGGUCGUCAUGUUUGUUGGUGACGGCACGAAUGACGCUGUAGCGGUCACUCAGGCCGAUGUUGGCGUCCAACUCGGCAGUGCCGCGUCGGCGAGCGACGUCACUCGUGGAGCUGCGGACGUGGUUCUCCUCGCGGGCUUGGAAGGCAUCCCCUUUUUGCUGGACGUGAGCGGCGCCAGCUUCAGACGCAUGGUCUUUAACUUUGUCUGGUCGGCCGUUUACAAUGUUCUCGCCAUCCUCAUGGCGGCCGGGGCGCUCGAGAAGUACAAUGUGCGCAUUGAACCUGCGUAUGCUGGCUUGGGCGAGAUCGUCAGUGUGCUACCGGUCAUUGCGGCUGCCAUGACAAUGAUGAGAAAGAAGAUCCGAACCGAGGCUUAG
This is a messenger RNA of Colletotrichum truncatum, 3240 nucleotides long. Its product is annotated as cation transport atpase. NCBI's taxonomy places the organism in Eukaryota, Fungi, Ascomycota, Sordariomycetes, Glomerellales, Glomerellaceae. Gene Ontology annotation, biological process: monoatomic cation transport. The record is from RefSeq and is a predicted model, not a curated record. Gene Ontology annotation, cellular component: membrane. Gene Ontology annotation, molecular function: ATP binding; ATPase-coupled monoatomic cation transmembrane transporter activity; metal ion binding.